Notolabrus celidotus (New Zealand spotty) is the source of this 1036-nucleotide messenger RNA. RefSeq names its product cholecystokinin-like. The transcript is spliced from 5 exons. The coding region runs from base 177 to 695 and encodes 172 amino acids. The record is from RefSeq and is a predicted model, not a curated record. Gene Ontology annotation, cellular component: extracellular region; axon. NCBI's taxonomy places the organism in Eukaryota, Metazoa, Chordata, Actinopteri, Labriformes, Labridae. Gene Ontology annotation, molecular function: neuropeptide hormone activity. Gene Ontology annotation, biological process: digestion.
GAAAUAUGGGAACUAACCCCAACACGGCAUCAUGAGAGAUCAUGUUUCACCCCAAAAAACAUGUUCACAGUGUGCGUCCUCAGUUGCGUCAGUGCUGCUGUCAGUUUCUGCGCCACCAGCAGGCUCCUCCCACCUGCAUGGAGUCCUCCCACUUCCUGUGAGUGUCAGUAUAAGACAUGGUUCCCCCCCUCUAUUUCUCACACGCUCACUCCAACCUGGGUGCUGAAGGAACAAACUCUACAUCCUUUGACUCAUCCACUGCUGGCCCGACUCAAACAACUGCAGCCAUGAAUGUAGGAAUCUAUGUGUGUGUUCUUCUUGCUGCUCUAACCAGUGGAUCCCUGAGUCUGCCCUCACAUUUAAUGCCACAGAGAGCUGAGGGUGAGGCUCUCCCUUCAGACACACUGCCUCCCCCCUCACCCGACCACACACGUCACACCCGCUCAGCUCCAGCGCCCCCAUCAGGUCUGCUGACUAACCACAACCAACGCCAGGAGGAGGCAGAUGCUCUGAACAGCCUGAGCCAGCUCCUGGCUAGACUUGUCUCCAGGAAAGUCUCCCCCUACCACAGCAGAACCUCCCUGACCAGCAGAGCCAGCGGUCCGGGUCCUGCUCACAGACUAAUGGACAGAGAUUACCUCGGCUGGAUGGACUUUGGAAGACGCAGCGCAGAGGAGUACGAGUACUCCUCCUAAAGGCAUGGCUUGCUUUCGCUCAAACCAGAGCUACAUCCUCCAACUCUGCCGACAAAAAGCCCCUGAGAAUAAAGAGCCCUUUUCACACUGCACUUCCUGGAACCAAGGGCUGAAUUGACUGAAUCCUAGAAGGUGUUUAACAUUAUGAUGAAAGAGCAGAGAGGAGGAAAAUAAUCUAUUAAUCAAGCAAAUCAUGCAAUUUAUUAUCCCUGAAUCUCUGCGUUGAAGUUAAGAGCAUUCAAAGUACGUCUGCAAAACAUUAAAGCACAACAUUUAUAUUUUCAGAUAUGUCUGAUGAUAUUCUAUAUUGUGUUUCUUGGCAGUAAAUCCCAUAAAAAAAG